Carcharodon carcharias (great white shark) is the source of this 462-nucleotide messenger RNA. RefSeq names its product histone H2A-like. Lineage: Eukaryota; Metazoa; Chordata; Chondrichthyes; Lamniformes; Lamnidae. Gene Ontology annotation, cellular component: nucleosome. The record is from RefSeq and is a predicted model, not a curated record. The coding region runs from base 1 to 462 and encodes 153 amino acids. The transcript has a single exon. Gene Ontology annotation, molecular function: DNA binding; protein heterodimerization activity; structural constituent of chromatin.
AUGUCUGGUCACGGUAAAACCAGAGGCAAAGGAUGCGCCAAGACCAAGACUCACUCCUCCAGAGCUGGUCUCCAGUUUCCUGUUGGUCAUAUCCACCAGCUGCUGCAUAAAUGUCACUAUGCCGAGCGUGUCGGGACCGGAGACCCCAUCUGCCUGGCAGCCGUCCUCGAGUACCUGACCACCGAGAUCCUCAAGCUCGCUGGCAACGCGGCCCGAGACAACAAGAAGGCCCACAUCAUCCUCCACCACCUGCAGCUCACCUUCUGCAAUGACGAGGGGCUCAACAAGCUGCUGGGAGGGGCCACCAUAGCUCAGCGUGGAGUCCUGCCCAACAUCCAGACUGUGAUGCUGCCCAAGAAAAACCAGCCAGCCCAGCAAGGUUUAUGCCUCAAGGGGCGAGAUCAGAAAAGGAUCAAAAUAAUCAUCAUCAAGUUGGAAGAACAUUUAAUCUUAAACCACUAG